Acanthoscelides obtectus is the source of this 1620-nucleotide messenger RNA. The record is from the annotation of a GenBank genome assembly. Lineage: Eukaryota; Metazoa; Arthropoda; Insecta; Coleoptera; Chrysomelidae.
GUUUAAAUUUUCAAUUUGAAGUCUCCCGAGUUUUUUUAUGUUUAUAAGUUCGCGUACAUCUUUUAUGUAAGAGAAUAUUUGAAUCAAAAUGGAAGAACAAAUUGUAGAAGAUGUGAGGGAAAUAAUGGAGUCCGUGGUAAAUAAUAUGUUAUCUGAAUAAAUUACUUCUAUUAUUUGAGAGAAGUUUUAAAAAGCAUGUGUUAUUUUUUGCUAGGAUGAAAUUAAACAAAUAGUACCUAAUGCCAAGGGAAAAUUACAUCAGGAAGUAGUGCAGAACGAGAAUUUGAUAUUGGCCAUCGAAGAACUUAAAACAGCGAAUGCACUGAAGGAAGCUGCUUUAGCGUAUAAUGAGUAUUAUUUGAAAGAGAAAAGACUCCCAAGUAAUACAAUAUUUAUGGACGAAGCUCGUCAAACAUACGCACUUUGCCAAGACUUACAUCCGCGUACUACGAGCCAGGAAAACGAGCUUGACAAAGAAGUUAACAGCUUGACCAAAAGAGAGACAGAUUUUGCACAAGCUCAAAACGAAGAUCGAAAAUUACUCAAAUCACUUGAACAAGAUUAUGCAGAUCUAUGCCAAAAGGAAGAAAAAUCCAAGCAAAUCCUGGAAAAUGAAGCUAUGAUUUCUGAGCGGCAGAAAGAAUCCGAGUUACUUGUAAACAUCAAAACAAUCGAAUCUGAAUUGAAAGAUUCAGAAACCGAAGAUCGGACUUUACAAUGGACGGUUGCUCAGAGCUUAUCGAAAUACGAAGAAUUAGAAUCUAGACUAUCUGCGAAAAAAGGGAACAAUAAUGACAUACACGUCGCAAUAGAAUCAAUACAAGAGUCUUGUACUGCAGAUGAAGGAAGCAUUGAGAAACUGGAAUCGGAAAUAACUGGAUGGGAAGAGAAGUUGAUAAGCAUCCAAGGUGAAAUACACUCUCUAGAGGAAUGCACACUGUCUGAAGAACCACAGGAAGAUCUUGAAGAAUUGUUGAAGGAAAAACUUCAAAGUUUGAGGGAGAUAAAAGCAACCAAAUGUGAAAAGAAACUAAAAUACAAAGAGAUGCUUGAAUCAAGUCAGUCGAAAAUUAAUUUGGAGGAACUGCAGUGUACAGAUCUUCAAAAAACUGUAACUGAAUUUAAAGAAAAACUCGAGAAAACAGAGAAUUCUCUAGCUGAAUUGAAUGCUGAAGUAGGGAAGCUGGUAUCGGAAAAUAACCUCUCAUUGACAGCCUUGGAGAAAUAUGAACUAAGUGUAAAAUAUGAAAAACAAAAACUUAAAAAUACAAUGAAAAUAGAAUCGAGGAAUAUUUUCACAAGGCCAAGUACACCUGUAAAAAACAGCCAUACACCCAGUCGUGAAUUGAAUUCGGUGACUUCGACCAGUAAGAAAAGCAGUGAUAAUUGGGACAGCGAUGGGAGUCUGGAAGCUGACUUCAAUGCCUUUAAGCAGAGACGCAAAAGACUGAGAAAAGACAAUGUAUAAUAUAAUUCAAAUCAACCUUUUCAAUCAUUGUUCUUUAGUUUUAUGUAGAGAGUGAAAUAUUCUUACAUUUCGUAAAAUCUCGCGCUAAGUAUUAAUAAGCAAUAAGUUAUACGUAUCUAACAUCUUAUGUUGUAUCAAGCACUGUUUAAUAG